Messenger RNA from Seriola dumerili (greater amberjack), 5207 nucleotides. RefSeq names its product diacylglycerol kinase zeta-like. Bases 601 to 3720 code for a protein of 1039 amino acids. Gene Ontology annotation, biological process: diacylglycerol metabolic process; lipid phosphorylation; intracellular signal transduction. Gene Ontology annotation, molecular function: protein binding; ATP-dependent diacylglycerol kinase activity. The transcript has 35 exons. The record is from RefSeq and is a predicted model, not a curated record. Gene Ontology annotation, cellular component: nucleus. NCBI's taxonomy places the organism in Eukaryota, Metazoa, Chordata, Actinopteri, Carangiformes, Carangidae.
GGUACAGUAAUGACUCAUUGUAGUUAUAGUUGUAAGUCUAACACUGUUAAUGCUGUGUUAGAGGUUAGUACCUUUUAUUAACCUACUUUAUUUAAACACUAUAGUUCAGUUGUUACUAGACCUGCAGCACAAUAACUUUGUCUUACUGGCCACUACUUAAAGCUGUUGUAAGUAGCUGUAGUUUGGUUGUAGCACAGUUUGCACACUCUUUGCAAAAGGUCAUAUUUCUCACCAUGAGAAGUUCAGGACUUCAGUGAGGCAGCUGGGUCACAGAGUCUUGUCCAGUCCAGGAUCUGAGUUGUUUUAAGGUGGAAUCUGCAGUGUGUUGUUCCUGCUGGAAGCUGGGAGGACCUACAGGCUGCUGGUGCUCUACAUGGAAUUCCUCUAAACACCAGGAAUUCCUCUGGAAAUAUUUGGAAUACGUCCAGGACUGUUUGGAGUCCUCCUCUGGGACAUGUUUGGACCACACAGGGGACACUCACCACUUCAGUCACAGUCUUUCUAAGUCUACAAGGACUACCCAUAAUUCCAGGAGGUAUAGCUCAUCCUGCCAAAAUGUGACAGAGCAUGAGACCUCAGUAAGUGAGCACAUUGUCUGUCAUGGAUCUGGACCUGGGAACAGAAUCUGAUACGGGACGUGGGGCUGGACUGGAGCCCUGUGAUGGAGGGUUACUGGAUGUAAAAGGAGAUGAUGGAGAGCUCAGCUCUGAAUCCUCCUCCUCCAAUGCCUCCCUGCCCUCCUCCUCCACCCUCCCUUCCACCUCCUCCUCGCCCCCCCCAGUUUGUGUGGAGGAGGAGAAGGAGGUGCUGACUGGCUGUUCCAAGUCCUUCACCGGACUCAAGCUCUUCACCAGGAGGAAAGCCAUCGCCAAGUCUGGCCUGCACCACCUGCCCUGUCAACCCAGCACCUCGUCUCUGACCAGGACCGACCCAGAGGCUCACAUCCGCAGCACUGUGGACUGGACUGAGUCAGCUUUGUAUGGAGACCACAUCUGGUUUGAGACCAAUGCGUCUGGAGAUUACUGUUAUGUUGGAGAACAACACUGUGUUGCCAAAGCACUGCAAAAGUCUGUCAGCAGGAGGAAGUGUGCAGCCUGUAAGAUCGUUGCUCACACCAUCUGUAUAGAACAACUGGAGAAGUUCCCCAGCUCUAGAGCCAUUCUGCUGGAGACCACCCUGCCCCUCAAUGACCCCACCUUUAGAAUUAACUUCAGGUGCAAACCUUCUUUCAGAGAAUCAAGCUCUAGGAACAUUCGUGAACCCGUUGUGGUGCGUCAUCACUGGGUUCAUCGCAGACGACAAGAGGGCAAAUGUAAACAGUGUGGGAAGGGCUUCCAGCAGAAGUUUGCCUUCCACAGUAAAGAGAUCGUAGCCAUCAGCUGCUCCUGGUGCAAACAGGCUUACCACAACAAGGUUUCCUGCUUCAUGCUGCAGCAGAUUGAGGAGCCUUGUCCAAUUGGAGCUCACGCUGCCCUCAUAGUCCCACCCACAUGGAUCGUCCGGGUCCGACGCCAUCAGUCUUCUAUGAAGUCCAGUAAGAAGAAGAAGAGGACGUCAUUCAAGAGGAAGAGCAGUAAGAAAGGAGCAGAGGAAGGACGGCAGUGGAAGCCGUUUAUAAUCCGACCCAUCCCCUCACCACUGAUGAAACCGCUGCUGGUGUUCGUCAACCCCAAGAGCGGAGGAAACCAGGGGACCAAGAUCCUGCAGUCCUUCAUGUGGUAUCUGAACCCAAGACAGGUGUUUGACCUGAGCCGGGGAGGACCAAAGGAGGGCCUGGAGCUGUAUCGCAAAGUCCACAACCUGAGGAUCCUGGCCUGUGGAGGAGACGGCACUGUGGGCUGGAUCCUGUCUUGUCUUGAUGAGCAGGCGUUAAACCCUCAGCCUCCUGUUGCCGUGUUACCACUUGGGACAGGAAAUGACCUUGCCAGGACCCUCAACUGGGGCGGGGGUUACACAGACGAACCUCUUUCGAAGAUCCUGUCCCACGUGGAGGAUGGAGCUGUCGUCCAGCUGGACAGGUGGAAUCUACAGGUUGAACCAAACCACAGUGCAGGGGCUGAACUAGAUGAACAACAGACUGAUAAGCUUCCUCUAGAUGUUUUCAAUAAUUACUUCAGUCUUGGAUUCGAUGCCCACGUGACUCUAGAGUUCCAUGAAUCAAGAGAGGCCAACCCAGAGAAGUUCAACAGUCGCUUCAGGAAUAAGAUGUUCUAUGCUGGAACAGCAUUCUCAGACUUCCUGAUGGGAAGCUCCAAAGACCUGUCGAAGCACAUCAAGGUGGUGUGUGAUGGGACUGAUUUAACGUCAAAGGUUCAGGACUUGAAGCUGCAGUGUCUGGUCUUCCUCAACAUCCCCAGAUAUUGUGCAGGAACCACACCUUGGGGAAACCCCAGUGAACAUCAUGACUUUGAGCCUCAGCGUCAUGAUGAUGGAUACAUCGAGGUCAUUGGAUUUACUAUGACUUCUCUGGCCACUCUCCAGGUUGGAGGUCAUGGUGAGAGGCUGAACCAGUGCAGAGAAGUCACUCUGACCACCACAAAACCUCUCCCAGUCCAGGUGGAUGGUGAACCAUGCAGACUGGCUCCCUCUGUGAUCCACAUCAGCCUCAGAAACCAGGCCAACAUGAUCCAGAAAACCAAACGACGGACUUCACUACCACACCUCAAUGAUCAGCAGCCAGUACCAGAGAGACUCAGGAUCAGAGUGAGCAGAAUCAGUAUGACGGACUACGAGGCUCUGCAUUAUGACAAGGACAAACUACGGCAAGCAUCCAUUCCUCUGGGUCUGAUUGUGGUUCCUGGUGACAGUGACUUAGAGACCUGCAGAGAACACAUCCAGCGUCUGCAGGAGGAGGAGGCUGCCAAGCCAAAAAUCCUUUCCUCACAGAGAUUAUCUCCAAAGUGGUGUUUCCUUGACUCUACAACAGCUGAUCGUUUCUACAGGAUAGACAGAGCACAGGAACAUCUCAACUACGUCUCAGAAAUCUCCCAGGAGGAGAUUUUUAUCCUGGACCCUGAGCUGGUUGUCAUGACGACAGUAGGCACGUCCCCCUCAUCCAUUCCUGACCUGUUUAACUACGCCCCCAGCUUGGGAAACAACAGUUCCUCCCAGAGGCAGCGAGUGAACAGUGACAGCUCUGCAGCUGAAGCCUUAACACACAACACAACACCUGUGACCAGCAAACUCAGCAGGGCCGGUUGUAUCCAUCGCUCUAACACCACUGCAGCUGAUUUCAAACCAAGACUGAGACAGGAAAAGAGCCAGAAGACGAGUGAAGCAGAAAGAGAGAGAGAGAGAGAACAAGAGGUGUUGAUCGAGUGUGUGAAGAACAAAGACUUAAAGAAGCUGCAGGAGCUGCACCUGAAGGGGGCAGACCUCACUGUUCUGGACCAAUCAGACUGCAGUUUGUUGCACCAUGCUGUCAGUACAGGAAGCAAAGAGAUGGUCCGCUACAUUCUUGACAACGCUCCUAAUGACCUGCUGGAUGUCACAGAAAAACAGCAUGGGGAGACAGUUCUUCAUCAAGCUGCAUCUCUGUGCCACAGGACCAUCUGUCAUUACCUGGUAGAAGCAGGAGCCUCACUGAUGAAAACAGACCUGCAGGGGGACACUCCUAAGAACAGAGCAGAGAAGGCUCAAGAUGCUGAACUGGCAGCUUACCUGGAGAACAGGCAGCACUACCAGAUGAUCCAGAGAGAGGACCAGGAGACAGCUGUUUGACUCUGUCCCUCUGUGUGUGGGGGACGAGGAUGAAGAUGCUACUGUCUCUGACCGACAGCAGGCCAGUGAUGCUAGGACAUGGACUCAUGAGAGUGAAGCUGAGCCAUGAUCUCAACAUGCAUUUAAUGAUGAUUAUGAUUGUGAUUAGAACAAUGAUGAUGAUGAUGAUGAUGACAGUUUAUGUUGAUGAAGAUGAUGGUCAUGAAAUCAUUUUGAACAGCUCAGUAAUAAAACAUGUUGGUGAAGGAAACAGAAACCGACUGAAGAGUAAAUUCAUCUCAAACACAUUCAAACUGAAUCACACAGCAGUGUUUCAUCAGUCUGGAUCACUGCUCACUGGAUCACAAUGUUAAUGUCUUAGAGCCUGACGAGGCUAAUGAGCCCUGACAAGCUUUUCUUUGGGGUGUGUUUCAGGUCCAAUGGUUAAAGAUGGUUAAAGGUGUGAGGUGAGAGGUCAUUGACCUCUGAGUAGAAACUGAGUCCAUCAGGGUUCAUCUUCAGGGACCAUGAACAUGAAUUAAGAACUAUUGACAUAUCCUUUAAUGGACACGAUGGUGUUGAGUUCAGGGACCCUAAAAUUAAAACAAUUAAUGAAGAUGUUCUUAUCACUGUAUCUCACUGUGUUUAAUGAAAUCAUUCUGAUUUAAAUGUUCAUUUUCUUUACAUUAAAUCAUAUUGGAUUCAUAUUUUUUUGUUAAAUAUAUUAAAAUAUAUUUUGUUUGUGCCAAACUUCAAAGUGUUGUAACAUUUAAAGAGACAGUACACACAUCAUUAUAGCAACAACCUACAUCAAACUGACUGAUGAAGGCAAAUCAUCAUCAUCCUCAUCUGCUCAGGUAAUGCAGUCUGUACAGACAUGACAUUGUGGCCAAGCUGUGGCGAAUCAGACUCACCUGGUGAUGCCAACUCAACACAGACAUUCCUUCAAUCAUAAACUACAGCAAGCAGCAAUGGACUAAACAGUGGAAACAGUAUGAAUAAUAAAACCUGAUGAGUCACUCUGAGAGACCUGGAUCCUGUUAGAACCACAUCGAUGGGGCUGAAGAACCAUGUUCCUCAUGUUAACAUCAUGUCUUGAAUAAACCAGGAUAACAGGACCGGGACAGUAAACUGCAUCAGGGGGUUUAGUUUGAGAGGAUCAGGAAACUGUGAGCUCAACUCACAACUGUGAUCAGGUGUGAUUUUACAUCAGACCUGAGUGACUUCCAGCUGGACGAUCACUCAGAUCUGAUGUAAAAUGAAACCUGCUCUGGUAAAAAGUGUCUGAACUGUCUUCAGAUCAGAUUUACAUUGACAGUGACUCCAUGUCCUGGCUCUCUCUGAUGUACAGCAGUUAGGUCUUUUCUUUCUUUGAUUUACACCUGUGGCCAAUCUGAUCUUCACUCUCAUGUUUAUGACAAACACGUUGAUAGGACAGAAAUACUUUCAUUUUUUUCUAUUUUCUUUCUUUCUUGUUAUUCAGUUGUUGGAUAUUUGUAUAAUUUGUU